Acyrthosiphon pisum (pea aphid) is the source of this 650-nucleotide messenger RNA. Its product is annotated as 40S ribosomal protein S7-like. Bases 1 to 615 code for a protein of 204 amino acids. Lineage: Eukaryota; Metazoa; Arthropoda; Insecta; Hemiptera; Aphididae. Gene Ontology annotation, biological process: rRNA processing; ribosomal small subunit biogenesis; translation. The transcript has 4 exons. The record is from RefSeq and is a predicted model, not a curated record. Gene Ontology annotation, cellular component: cytosolic small ribosomal subunit; small-subunit processome; ribosome. Gene Ontology annotation, molecular function: structural constituent of ribosome.
AUGUCUGUUCCCGCGAAAUCCAAAAUCAUCAAGAAAGGAGCUUCGGAGCCUGACCAGUUUGAGCUGUCCAUCGCACAGGCCCUGCUCGAAUUGCAGAACAACAGCGACUUGAAGGGCGAACUCCGUGAGCUAUACAUCACCAAAGCCAAGGAGAUCGAGGUGUUCGGCAAAAAAAGCGUCAUUAUCUAUGUGCCCAUGCCACAACGAGCUCAAUUCCAAAAAAUUCAAUCUCGCUUGGUUAGAGAACUAGAGAAGAGGUUUAGUGGCAAGCAUGUUGUGUUUAUUGGUGAUCGAACAAUAUUACCAAAACCCACUAGGAAAACAAGGACAAAGAGCAAUCAAAAGCGUCCAAGAAGUCGAACUUUAACUUGGGUCUACGAUGCAAUCCUUGAUGAUUUAGUCUUUCCAGCAGAAAUUAUUGGUAAACGUAUCAGAGUGAAAUUAGAUGGAAAACAAAUAAUUAAAGUUCAUUUAGACAAGACUCAUCAAAACUAUAUAGAGCACAAGGUGGAUACAUUUGCAUCUAUAUAUCGAAAGCUGACCGGCAGGGAUGUGACUUUUGAGUUUCCAGAACCAUACAUGCCAACUUGGACUAAUAAAAACAUAUUAACUUAAUUGUCUGAUCAUUUUUUUCUUCAUGAUAUAUUAAU